UUUGUUCCCUGACACCUCGUUCCACUCCGGACACCGCCACUGCUUCUCCUCUCCGCCUCCCCCAAACCCUCCCGGCACCCGCGAGAACCCCAAGCUCGCGCGAAAUCCGAGGCAAAAUUCCAUGGGCGGCGGCGGCGCCCUCACCCCCACCAGCACCCCCUCCUCGCCGUCGUGCUCAUCGGAGCCCCUUCCUCCAGAGUUCGGCGACUAUGUGGCCGUCUCGCCGGUCUCCGACGACGGUGACGACGGCUCCGAUGAGUGCUGUGUCUGCGACGUUGCCGAGGUGGAGGCCCUCCUCUACGGCGACUGCCGGCUGCAGGACCGGUCGCUGCGGGAGGCGAAAGAGUUCAUUAGGAGGUAUAAGCCUGGGGACUUGAUUGAGGGAGUUGGCGACGCAAAAGCUGGGGAUUAUGUGUUGCCUGAGGUCACCACACUGCUGUUGGUGGGCCCUAGAGGUGCUGGCAAGAGCACACUUGUGAACCGGAUUACAAGGGUAUUUGACAAGGAUGAUGAUCCUUUCGCACCAGAUCGAGCGCAGGUGUCACGAAAUUCCAAAUCAAAUGGUACAACCUUCCUUUGGGAAUACCCAGUUCCAAGGAAUUCAAAUGCUAUAUGUGUUUAUGAUACACGGAGCUUGUCAAGCAACCCAGAGAAAAAUUUCAAGAUGCUGCAUCGGUGGAUGACAAAGGGAGUCAGCCAUGGGGAGAUGGCAACGUGGGAUACUGAUUAUGACACUAAGAUUGAGGACAUGAAAUCAUUGGGGAGGCAAUACAGUUUUCUUCGUUGCAAGACCAGGAAGGUCAACUUUGUCAUAUUUGUUAUCGAUGGUGCUUCUGUCCUUGAGUCAAUUGAUAGCGACAAGAAAGGAUACACUGAAAUACUCCAUGAAACAUUUGUGUAUCCGUUCUUAUCAAUUGGAGAUGACAAGCCUGCUGUUGUGGUCACACAUGGUGAUAGAUUAUCAAUACAACAACGUGUUCAUGUUCAAAACGAGUUAGCAGAGCUACUUGGCGUUCCUCUCCAGCAAUUUUUUUUUAUACCAGGAUCUGAUGGUUACCAAACUGAUUUGGCUAUAUUGGAUAUGCUGCGUUACUGUAUCCACCAUGCGGAGCAGAAUCUCCCUAUUAAAUUGAAUUAUCUUUUAGAGGUGCAUGGGCGUGAAACUCUUAAGAACAUAGCGGAGCGAUUGAUGGGUUUAGAUGCAGUCAUUGAAGCUACCAUUAUUUUCCUAUGCAUUGUAAUCCUUCUGCUUCGGUUCUUGGACAAAUUACUGCAAUCAUAGCUGUGUUCUGCAUGUGCAUUGUAAAUAAGAAAAAACGGAGAAGGUAGUGUAACUGGAAGUGCCCAGAUUCACAAAUGCCAUGGAUGGCAUGCAAAUAAUGGUUGUGGUUAUGCAAGAUACUAUUGCUGCUAUACAGGCUUUUGUAUAUAUUGACCGAACGUAUCGUGAAAACACUUUAUAUAUAUUGUAUUACAAGUUUUCCAGAAACUGCAGAAAGACUAAUGCACAUCUGACGAACCUUUGUGCUGUA
Messenger RNA from Phragmites australis (common reed), 1532 nucleotides. RefSeq lists its product as uncharacterized. The record is from RefSeq and is a predicted model, not a curated record. The transcript is spliced from 8 exons. Bases 122 to 1282 code for a protein of 386 amino acids. NCBI's taxonomy places the organism in Eukaryota, Viridiplantae, Streptophyta, Magnoliopsida, Poales, Poaceae.